Messenger RNA from Pogonomyrmex barbatus (red harvester ant), 2110 nucleotides. Its product is annotated as single-minded homolog 1-like. Gene Ontology annotation, molecular function: protein binding; RNA polymerase II transcription regulatory region sequence-specific DNA binding; DNA-binding transcription factor activity, RNA polymerase II-specific. NCBI's taxonomy places the organism in Eukaryota, Metazoa, Arthropoda, Insecta, Hymenoptera, Formicidae. The record is from RefSeq and is a predicted model, not a curated record. Gene Ontology annotation, biological process: regulation of transcription by RNA polymerase II.
ACAAAAUUAUAUGAUUUGUAUAUGUGUCACAUUAUCUCGUCGUGUACAUCUUAUAUUAUUACGUUGCGUAAUGGAAAUCCGCGUUAAUCUGAACUAUUGACGGAAAUUGUCUAUACAUGCAGGUGGAGUUAACGGGAAAAAACAUAUUUGAAUAUAUUCACCCGGAUGACCGCAACGAAAUGGUUUCCAUAAUGAAUCUUCCGCAGAGCCCUGCAGGUCUCGCAGAUUUUACAUUUUCACCGCCAAAUUCGCGAGGAGAAAUUGAUCUGGAACGUGCCUUCCUCCUCAGGAUGAAGUGCAUUCUAGGAAAAAGAAGAGCGGGUCUGGUUACGAAAGGAUACAAGACUAUACAUUGUUCCGGUUAUUUAAAAUUGAAAUACACGGACCUAGUCACCAAAACGUUAAUUUGUAAACAAAUCAUCGUUAAUUUGUUGACAGUGUUGCUCAAGGGUCAAGUGACAACGAGGUACUACAGAUUUCUAACAAAAACUGGCGGUUGGGUGUGGAUGCAGUCAUAUAUGAUUGUGCAUAAUUCACGGAUGCUUUCACGUCCGCACCGUGUCUGCAUCGUGUCUGUCAAUUAUGUGCUGACAGACACUGAGAACCCAGGAUUGAUUUUAAGUUACGAGCAAAAAUCGUCUUGCUCGAGUCUGGAAAGGGAGAACUUCGUGUACCUACAAUCUCGACUGCCUGCGGAUCCUGUUAAUAUGUCGUACCAACAAGAGAUGCAUCGUCAACAGCUUCUGCAUCAUGCCGCAUCUUUGACUAUUCAGCAGUACAACCCGCAGGAACAGCAACACAUUCAACAUUUAUUGCAUCAAGAUGAUACUUCUUUCGAACAGCAACAACAGUAUAAUCCACAGAGCGGCCAGCAGAUGCAAUCAUAUUCGAUGUCUUCGAAUUUCUGCGGUAGCAAUGACGGCCUAGACGUGCCCUUGACGAAUCCCUUGUCCAAUCCAUUGGGAUACUAUUCGUCGCAUGAUUAUCAUAUAUCGCCGGAUUUAAUGUCGUUGACGACAUCAAACGAGACUAGCGGCGUCACCAUGUAUCCAAAUUGCGGCUUCAACAAUAACGAGAGCUACAAUGCCGCAGCGCUGCAGCAUCACGAUGGCUACCAACAGGACCAUCCUCAAGAUCACCACAAUAACGGCAAUUGUACGGUGAAGCACCCACAUCAUCAUCAUGUGGAGGCUUCGUCGACCGGUUAUACCAAUGUUAUCGUCGAUCCCCUACAGUACAGUAACACUGUUUCUCAAAGUCUGCAUAGGCGUACCGCGCUGGUAAACGGUGGCAUGCCGCCACUGCAACAUCAACCUCAUUAUGAAAUACACCAAUUUGUUGUUCACUAACAUCAAUUUGAAGUGCGUUGCUCGUAGAACUGCAAUGACGACGCGUGCGAGCAUUAUCAUCAUCAUCAUCAUCAUCAUCAUCAUCAUCAUCAUCAUCAUCAUUAUCAUCGUCAUGAUCAUCAUUAUGAAUAGCAGCAACAGCAACAGCGAGAGCAACUCGGAAUAUGGUAGAAAGCAGUAUGCUGACUGUCAGAUGAAUAAUGAAUUCUGAUUGGGCCAUCUGAUUGGGUCACCUUGCGUUUUACCUUAUGUUAAGUUACGCCCUGCAAACGACUUUGGAAGAUGGAGGAAUGAAGCGAGGUAAUGUUCAUGUUCAUGUUCAUUCUUGUUGUUAAAAGAUCAGUAUUAUAAUAAUUAUUAUUAUUUGUUGCAGGUAAUUAAAUGUUACUAUAAAGUUCUCUUUCUUGAUUAUCAAGUUUCUUUCGAUGUAUAUAUCAAGUUUAAAUUUAUCUACGUAUUUUCUGCAUGCAAAUGCUUUAAGUAAACAUCAUUUUUACACGAAUUCGAUAAAAAUAUGAUAUAAGAGAAAUAGGAUACUUAAAGGUAUUUCUGUGAUGAAUGUUUCCCAAAGUUACACAUCCUAUCAAGGGAAAAUUAAUGCGGAUGAUAUGUGUUUAAAAAAGGUAAUGAUUUUAUGUUACGCAUAAUAUUACGAGUAAGUAGAGAAGCCCUUUGUACAUAUUUUGUAUUAUAUAUUUCAAGAUGAGAUAAUAAUUUAUUAUAAUUUUUAGUAUUUUUCUAUAAAAGCAUCAGAAGUGGAU